Messenger RNA from Striga asiatica, 483 nucleotides. Lineage: Eukaryota; Viridiplantae; Streptophyta; Magnoliopsida; Lamiales; Orobanchaceae. The record is from the annotation of a GenBank genome assembly.
AUGUGGGAAAGAGAAGCUAAACUGUAUGCCACUCUUCCCGUGAUCAUGCCCCAGCUGUUUCAAAAUGUGGCAAUUCCCAACAGAUAUUAUACUCUGUUUUGCAAACUGCACCCACUAAUGCCUAAAGGGAGACAACUCCUUGUACGCGUUCUCACUCAAUUUGUUCAGGCUACCAGUCGAAGCAAACACGUGCCCAUGUAUACCGGCAGCCCUGAAGCCUUUCAGAGGCAGAUCAAACGAAAGGUCUGCAAAGGCAAACUCUCAUCACCAGAAUCAGCUCUCACAAAUCUCCUAGGCUCUGCGGGGCCCAGUCCCCUGGCCUUGAAGCCCAAAACAGAGAUGGGCCCACUAAAGGAGCAUACUGGAGAAGUCUUUCCGCCCAUGAAGAACCUCUCGGGCAAAUAUGAGGACAUACUCAGAGAUCCUCUGCUCCAUGGAACUAAAAUGCCGGCUGAUAUUCCAAAGUUCAAUGCAGCCCCGUAA